This is a messenger RNA of Cuscuta campestris, 2112 nucleotides long. The record is from the annotation of a GenBank genome assembly. NCBI's taxonomy places the organism in Eukaryota, Viridiplantae, Streptophyta, Magnoliopsida, Solanales, Convolvulaceae.
CUCUUUCUCAUCAAAGGUCUUUCCUUUUCCAGUUUUCUCCCGCGCCCAAGUUGGGGUUUGGAUUCAUUCAUCUUCUCCGUCGAAAGGAAACCAACCCAUACAUAUACCCUUCUAUCUUGUUGAUUCAUAAACUGAUAUCUUUUUGCAUCCGCCAUGCCUGUAAAUAUUCAAAAUCUGGAUUCCGGCUUUUGUGUUUGAUACAGAUAAGUUUUUUUUUUUUUUUUUUUUUUUGUAAUUGAAGGAUGUAAUUGAACAAUUGCAAAACUUUUCUCGAUCGAGACUCUUUAGGAUUUUGUUUGUUUGUUGUUGAUUACUUGAUUAUACAUAUACACAAGUUAUUUUGUUGUAUUUGUUGGCUGUGUACCAUAGUUGUUCAUUGUAUAUCUAUCGGAUGGGAGCAUUGGGUUCCUAUCUUGUACGUUUCAGCGGAUUUGGACAUUCUCAAUUUUCAUCAAAUUUCUAACCACAAAUAAGUGCGGGAAUCGAGCUUCUGAGUAUUUUAUUUUGCUCUGUAAAUUACUCGAACCGCCGUUCUAAUGUCCAUGGAACGUCUUAUCGGUGACAAGUUUAAGAUGGUGAGAAAGAUUGGGAGUGGCUCUUUUGGUGAGCUUUAUUUAGGUGUCAACAUACAAAAUGGAGAAGAAGUUGCCAUCAAGUUGGAACCAGUCAGGACCAGACAACCACAGCUUCACUAUGAAUCAAAAAUAUAUUCCCUUCUCCAAGGAGGAACUGGUAUUCCCAAUCUUAAAUGGUUUGGAGUUGACAAAGAUUACAAUGUCAUGGUCAUUGAUCUUCUUGGUCCGAGUUUGGAAGAUCUUUUCAACUACUGCAAUAGGAAACUCUCCCUAAAAACUGUGUUAAUGCUAGCAGAUCAACUGAUAAAUAGAGUUGAAUAUAUGCACAGUAGAGGAUUUCUACACCGUGAUAUAAAGCCAGACAACUUUUUAAUGGGCUUAGGUCGCAAAGCAAAUCAGGUUUAUGCCAUAGAUUUUGGCCUUGCUAAAAAGUAUAAGGAUCUCCAGACUCACAGGCAUAUACCGUACAGGGAAAACAAAAACUUGACUGGCACAGCUCGUUAUGCUAGUAUCAAUACGCACCUUGGAGUUGAACAAAGCAGAAGGGAUGAUUUGGAGGCUUUGGGCUAUGUACUUAUGUACUUCCUCAGAGGAAGCCUUCCAUGGCAGGGAUUAAAAGCCGGUAACAAAAAGCAGAAGUAUGACAAAAUCAGUGAAAAGAAAAUGUCAACUCCAGUAGAGGUGCUAUGCAAAUCAUACCCCUCUGAGUUUAUCUCGUAUUUCCACUACUGUCGAUCAUUACGAUUUGAAGACAGACCUGACUAUUCGUAUCUGAAGCGUCUUUUCCGAGACUUAUUUAUUCGUGAAGGUUAUCAAUUUGACUAUGUUUUUGAUUGGACAAUUUCGAGAUAUCCUCAGAUUGGCACCAGUUCUAGAGCUAGAAACUCAAGUGGGAAUGCAGGAAUAGGUGUGGGGCCAUCUGCAGGACCAGGAAGAAUAGCACCAGGAGGUCAAGAUUCACGGGAAAGGUUUUCUGGUGGUGUUGGAGAGUUCUCUAGGAGAAAUGUUUCUGGACCCACACGGCAUGGUGAGCACUCAAGACACAGAUCAGAUGUACCUUCAUCAAAAGAUGUGCAAGCUGCCGAUUCAGAGAAGUACCAAACAUCAAGAAACAGCUGCUCUUCAAAGAGAGGAGGUGCCAGUUCAAGCCGGAGACCAACUAGCUCUUCUGCCGAAGCAACUUAUGCCGGUGGCGGUGGGCCCAGCAGCAGAGUCGUGUCCAGCAUCGGCCGAUCAUCUUCUUCGCAGAGACUUAAACCGUCAUUGGCGUUCUCCCGCGACGGAGUCACAAGGGGAUCUCGCGGUGAUGCUGUGAGGAGCUUUGAGUUCCUAUCCAUAAGAAAGUGAGCUGUGCACGAAACUUUUUGUGUGUUUUCUUCUUCUUGAAAGAGUGUAUAGGACAGGUUCAGGUUUUAAUACUAAAAGAAUUUCACAGCCUAUUAGAACGUAUUUAUUCAAAUGUGUCUUCUGCAACAAUAACCCCUUGUCUGGCAUGCAUCAAAUUUAUCUCGUUUUGUUGCCAUUGUUAUCUCAAUUU